Necator americanus (New World hookworm) is the source of this 2802-nucleotide messenger RNA. RefSeq lists its product as uncharacterized. The coding region runs from base 1 to 2802 and encodes 933 amino acids. Gene Ontology annotation, cellular component: cytosol; aminoacyl-tRNA synthetase multienzyme complex. The transcript is spliced from 24 exons. The record is from RefSeq and is a predicted model, not a curated record. Gene Ontology annotation, molecular function: ATP binding; methionine-tRNA ligase activity; tRNA binding. NCBI's taxonomy places the organism in Eukaryota, Metazoa, Nematoda, Chromadorea, Rhabditida, Ancylostomatidae. Gene Ontology annotation, biological process: methionyl-tRNA aminoacylation.
AUGACGGCGCCAAGUGCAGCCGAAAUACGGAAGGCGUGGAAUGAGUAUCCGAGCUUUGUCGAGCAAACACCUAAAGAAAAACUUGUGCCGGUCAAAGGAAAGCGCAAUAUUCUUAUAACGUCCGCUCUUCCGUAUGUGAACAACGUGCCACACUUGGGUAAUAUCAUCGGAUGUGUCUUAAGCGCAGAUGUCUUUGCGAGGUAUUGUCGCAUGCGUGGCUACGAAACGUUAUAUGUUUGUGGGACAGACGAAUACGGCACCGCUACGGAAACGAAGGCACUACAAGAGAGUAUGACUCCUCGUGAGGUAUGCGAUAAGUAUCACGUCAUCCAUCGGGACAUUUAUAAGUGGUUCAAUGUCGAGUUCGAUAUUUUCGGCCGCACAACGACACCUCAACAGACUGAGAUUGCUCAAGACAUUUUCUUGAAACUGCAUGAAAAUGGAUUCACUUCAUCGUCUUCUGUUGACCAGUUACACUGUCAAAACUGUGAUAAGUUCUUGGCUGACCGUUUUGUCACUGGUAUCUGCCCUUUUUGCGCCUACGAUGAUGCUCGUGGGGAUCAGUGCGAUGCAUGUGGACGGCUUAUCAAUGCUGUCGAAUUGAAAAGUCCUAAAUGUCAUAUUUGUAAGCUGGAACCUAAGGUUCGGCAAUCUACUCACAUCUUCUUGCAUCUGGACGCUCUGCAGGAUGAAGUUCGGCAGUAUGUUGAGAAAGAAAUAGCCAAGCCUGACUCGAGAUGGUCAGCUAAUGCUAUAGCCAUAGUGAAGGGAUGGAUCAAGGGAGGACUUGAGAAAAGAUGUAUUACUCGUGAUCUUAAAUGGGGAACAGCAGUGCCUCUGGUCGGAUUUGAGGACAAGGUUUUCUACGUUUGGUACGACGCUCCAAUUGGUUAUUUGUCGAUCACAAAGUGUCUGGUAGGCGAUAAUUGGACGAAAUGGUGGAAAAAUCCUGGAGAGGUGGAGUUGUUCAAUUUUAUUGGAAAGGACAAUGUAGCGUUCCAUGGCGUGAUGUUUCCUUGUACUCAGUUAGGUGCUCGAGAUAACUAUACUAUAGUAAAUCAUGUUUGCGCCACCGAGUAUUUGAACUAUGAGGAUUCUAAGUUCAGUAAAUCUCGCAAUACUGGUGUGUUCGGGGACAGCGCAAAAGAGACUGGUAUCGAAGCAGAUGUUUGGAGAUUCUAUCUUCUCUACAUGAGACCUGAAUCGCAAGACACUUCGUUCAGUUGGGACGACUUUGCUCUCAAAUUAAGUAUUCUAACAGUGAAUUCAGAGCUGCUUGCAAAUCUGGGCAACUUCAUCAACCGAGCACUUUCGUUCCUUGCAAAUAGCUUUGGAGGAGUGGUUUCUGACAUGGAACUCAACGACACUGAUAUCGAAUUAAUUGCUGGAGUACAGGCGGAUUCCAUGGAGUGGGAUCAGUUUAUGGAUGCUGUGCGCGAGAAGGAUGCUGUACGCGCAGUACUUUCGAUGUCCAGGCGAGGUAAUCAAUAUAUGCAGUCUCAGCAACCUUGGGUACUUAUGAAAGGAAGUGAGGAGGACAAAAAACGUGCUGGAACUGUCAUUGGUGUAGCUGCAAACAUUUCCUACCAUUUGGCCGUAGUUUUACAUCCAAUUAUGCCUGAGAUAUCAGCUCGUAUUCGCGAACAGUGCGGUUUUGAAAGGUUGCCAGCCUUCUCUACAUAUCCGAUAUCUUACUUGAAACCAGGACAUAAGAUUGGAACGCCGAAGCCAUUGUUCACAAAGAUGGAAAGCUCAAAAAUUGCUGAAUGGAAAGUGAAGUUCGGUGGCACUGAUGCCAGUCCUAGUGAGCCACAGACGAAAGGAAAAGAUAAAACCAAGCAUUCGAAAAAAGCUUCCGAAGCAGGUAAUUCAUCAAAAAAGUGCGAAAACGUAAAACUAAAGAAGAACAUGGCGGCUGCAAGCUGUGUGUUCCCGCAUCUAGCCAAGAAUCAGCAACAAAUUAAGCAGUUAUUUGAAGCGACAUUAAAGAAAUUCAGUCAGGCUCGCGAUCAGUUUGUUAAACAAAAAGGCGCUGAACUAGCAGCAGAUGUCGCAAAGCUCGAGAAAGAAAUUGAAGCGCUACAGCAACAGUUAGUUGAAGCAGAAACGGCGGCUGGAAUUAAGCAAAUUCCGGUUCCGAAGGUCGUUAAGUCAGUAGAGAAAUCGGAUCCGCCCGCGGCCGCUUCCGCAUCUCCAGUAAAGCAAGCGAAAACAGCUACAGAGACGCCUUCAAAAGAAAAGAAAGGUGCAGAAAAGAAGGCUGCCCCUGGUGGCAACAAGAAGACUGAGAACGCAGUAGGUGACGACACUAUCGACAUCGGUCGUCUUGAUCUUCGUGUUGGGAGAAUAAUCAAAUGUGAGAAGCACCCUGAUGCUGACGCACUAUACGUGGAACAAAUAGACGUUGGAGAAUCAACACCGAGAACAGUGGUGUCUGGUUUGGUACGGCAUGUUCCACUUGAUCAGAUGCAAAAUCGUCUCGUUGUUGUGCUCUGCAACUUGAAACCGGCGAAAAUGCGAGGAGUUGAGUCACGAGCCAUGGUGAUGUGUGCUUCUUCACCUGAGAAGGUCGAAAUUAUAGAGGUAGAUCAAUUGUCUCAACCUGGAACACCAGUAGUGUGUCCACCCUACACCCACAGACCAGAUGCGCAGUUAAAUCCUAAGAAGAAGAUUUGGGAAACCGUAGCAGAAGAUCUCAAAGUAAGCCCUGAUGGUUAUGCUGUGUGGAAAGAUUGUCCUCUUCUUGUUGGCGGUAAAACAAAAAUGACAGCACCAACAUUACGAGGUGUUUUUGUCAAAUGA